Paramecium tetraurelia is the source of this 935-nucleotide messenger RNA. RefSeq lists its product as uncharacterized. The transcript is spliced from 5 exons. The record is from RefSeq and is a predicted model, not a curated record. Gene Ontology annotation, cellular component: cytosolic small ribosomal subunit; ribosome. Gene Ontology annotation, biological process: translation. Gene Ontology annotation, molecular function: RNA binding; structural constituent of ribosome. NCBI's taxonomy places the organism in Eukaryota, Ciliophora, Oligohymenophorea, Peniculida, Parameciidae.
AUGCCAACGUCUAGUUUUAGUUUAUAAUGUGAACAUUUUGAAAUAAAUUAAAAAAGAUUUUAAUUUUUUCUUGAAACAAUUAUGGCAAGAGGACCAAAGAAACACAUGAAAAGAAUCACAGCACCCAAAAGUUGGAUGCUUUCAAAAUUAGGAGGAAAUUGGACCACAAGACCAUCAUAAGGACCUCAUAAAUUGAGAGAAUCAAUUCCACUUUCUGUCAUAUUGCAACAUAAAUUGAAAUAUGCCUUGUAUGCUAGAGAAUCUACCAUGAUACUUGCUGAUAAGGACGGCAACAUUAAGGUUGAUGGAAAAGUGAGAACUGAUAGUGGAUAUCCAGUCGGAUUAUAGGAUGUCAUCACAAUUGAUAAAACAAGAGAAAGUUAUAGAGUUUUAUAUGAUGUUCAAGGCAAAUUCAUCUUAAAAUCCAUCAAACCAGAAGAAGCUAAAUUCAAACUUGUCAAAGUCACCUAAAAGAAGGUUGGUCCAAACAAUGUUCCAUACAUUGUCACCAAUGAUGCCAGAACCAUCAGAUAUCCAAAUCCAGAUAUCCAUGUUAAUGACACUCUUAAAAUCGAUUUAGAAUCAGGAAAGGUUGUUGAAUUCCUCAAAGAAGAACCAGGAAAUUUAUGUUACAUCAUUGGAGGUAACAAUAUUGGAAGAGUUGGACUCAUUCAACACAGAGAAAGACAUCUUGGAUCAUUUGAUAUUGUCCAUGUUAAAGAUUCUAACGGAAAACACUUCUCCACCAGAAUCAACAAUAUCUUCACUAUUGGUAAAGGCAAAAAGUCAUUGAUCUCCCUCCCAGACGAUAAUGGUUUGUAUUUGACCGCACUUGAAAAAAAAUAAGCCAAAGAUCACUAGGAAGUUGAAAAGUAAUGAUGAUUCAUUAAAACAUAUCAGUAUAGUACAAAAUUAUAUAUCUAAUCAUUCAUUUU